Molecule: messenger RNA, 852 nt
Organism: Magnolia sinica
Lineage: Eukaryota; Viridiplantae; Streptophyta; Magnoliopsida; Magnoliales; Magnoliaceae
Product: sterol carrier protein 2
Exons: 4
Coding region: 158-529 (123 amino acids)
Cellular component (GO): cytosol
Source: RefSeq, a predicted model, not a curated record
AUGUGAUAAUCUCCGCUCAGCUCACGGCAUUACUACCUCACCCAACUCCUCCUCACUUCUUAAAAGCUACAUCCCCCGAUGCUAUUUGCUUCCGCUUCCUAUCCUGUAGAGAAAAACAGAGAGAGAAGGGAAAAUCAUCCCCGGCGUAUUAUAGAAAAUGGCUAGCCAGUCCCAAUUAAAAUCCGCCGCCUUGUUGGAGCAGAUGAAGCUCCAUCUCGCUACAGAUGCUGGAAAGUCCCUUACCAAAAAAUUGGGCCUUGUUUAUCAGUUCAAUAUCGCUCCACAGAAACUUGGACUGGAUGAGGAGAUUUACACCGUCGAUCUCAAGAAAGGAGAGGUCAUCAAAGGGCCAUAUGAAGGGAAACCCGAUUGCACAUUUUCUUUCAAGGACAGCGAUUUUUUUGCCGUCGCGACAGGAAAGAUGAACCCCCAAAUGGCUUUCAUAAGGGGCGCGAUGAAGAUUAAGGGAAGUCUGAGUGCAGCACAGAAGUUUACUCCGGAUAUCUUCCCCAAACCUUCAAAGCUGUGAGAGGGUUCUCAUUAUAAACUUAUACACGAAGUAAGAGCUUAGGCUGCUGAAAUUUAGCAUUGCAUUUGAUACUCUGAAAGUAAUAUAAGUUUUAGGAUUUAGUUCUUUAAAUAGUGCGGGUAGGUUGGUUGGUAAAAUGUUUGUCUUUCAGUUUUAUUCAUGUACUUUGAGCGGCUAAUGCAGUAGCUGGUGGUCCCGCAAAAUAAGGGGUAUUGUGGUAACUACUAUUUAUCAUGCAAUUUGUGCCCCUUUAGCUGUAAUUGUUUACUUAAUACAAUAAAGGUAUCAUUUAUCAAAUAAAGAAAAGACUGCUUUUUCUUCAA